AUGACAUAAACUGACUUAGGUAACGGCGCUGUAUGAAGUCUAAGUUGUUCAUUACUUGGCGCGAGGUCAUAGAAGUACCUGAUAUAUGUAAUUGGUCGUACAAACUCAGUGUGUAUAUGUGUAUAUAUAUAUAUAUUAUAUAUAUAUAUAUAUGUAUAUUAUCAAUUUAUUUGCAUAUAAAGUUUAAUUAUUAAUAUUUCAUUUCUCUACUACAAAAGUUAUAUAAUUACACACAAAAUGUUUUGGGGUUUAAUAUUAGAACCAAAUAAGCGGUAUACACAGACCGUUGAAAAAUCAUUCCAUGUAUCAAUGGCCAGUUUAAAUCUUUCAACAGCCGAUGACAAUGUGGUACAAGUAAUGUUAUAUUAUGAAAAUAGUAGUUAUUUAUUAUGCAAUUUAAAAAAGAGCUCAACAUGGCAGGUACCACUUGAUUUAAAUUUUCAAGAAGGAACUACGAUAGCAUUCAUAUGUCAUGGCCAUGGUCAAGUUCAUUUAACUGGUUAUUUAAUACCUGAUGAGGAUUUGGAUUUAGAUGAGAUAGAAGAAGAAGAAGAAGAUGAGCAGGUACCACAAUUACUUGACAAACAAUCUAAGAGAAAAGCUACAGAUUCUUUAAAAAAUGAGAAAAAUGUUAAACGUCUUAAACAAGAAAUUGAAGCUGAAUCUUCUGAUGAAGAUAUAGAAUUAGAUGGAAUAAAUGAAGAAAAUGACUCUGAUGAUUCUGAAGAAGAUGAAGAUUCAUUAUUAAAUGAAGAAGAAACUGAAGAAGAUGAAGAAGAUGAAGAAAAAAAUGAACAAGAUGAAGAAGAAAAAAAAGUGAAAAUUCAACAAAAAGACAAAAAAAAUAAACAACAACAAAAAAAAAGAGAAGAUAAAAUAAUAAUAAAUGGAAAAGAAAUAAAACAAGAAAAAAAUAAAGGAGAACAACAACAAAGUGAAAUGAAUGUUCAAACUGAUCAAAAAAAAAGAGUAGUAGAAGGUGGAGUGCAAAUAGAAGAAUUAAAAAUAGGUAAUGGCUCUUUUGCUAAGAAUGGAAAAUUUGUGUCUGUAUAUUAUGUGGGUCGUUUGAAAAAUGGAAAAAAGUUUGAUGCAACAACACAUGGAGAUGGUUUCAAAUUUAGACUUGGAAAAGGUGAAGUAAUUAAAGGAUGGGAUAUUGGUAUUGCAGGAAUGAAAGUUGGAGGAAAACGUCGUAUUACAAUACCUCCAGCUAUGGCGUAUGUGUUAUUUAUUACUAUUUAUAAACUAAAUAUUUUUUUUGUUUUAGAUAUAUUAUUAUUUCUUACAAAAAAUAUAUUUGUUAUAGAUAUGGUACAAAAGGUUCACCACCUGUUAUUCCUGGUAAUAGUACAUUAAUGUUUGAAGUGGAACUUAGGAAUGUACAUUAAAACUUCUGAAUAAACUUUUUAUUGAUAUUUAAGUGUUUGUUAAGUGACAUAUAAUGUAUUUUAAACUAAUAAACGUAAUAUCCUUUUUUAUUACUUAAAAA
Molecule: messenger RNA, 1489 nt
Organism: Apis cerana (Asiatic honeybee)
Lineage: Eukaryota; Metazoa; Arthropoda; Insecta; Hymenoptera; Apidae
Gene: Fkbp39
Product: FK506-binding protein 39kD
Cellular component (GO): chromatin; nucleolus
Molecular function (GO): peptidyl-prolyl cis-trans isomerase activity
Source: RefSeq, a predicted model, not a curated record